CUACAGAGCUGCACACAGGGGCUGGAUAUCCUCUACCGAGCCUGCAAGACCGAAAGACGAGAUUAGAAGAGAUCGGUGGAGAGCGACAGUAAGAAGAGCACUGACGCUUUUCUUGCACAGCGUAGAAGCCAAGCCGGCAGCCUAAUGGCGAGCAAUAACACAGCCAACAUAGCACAAGCCAGGAAGCUGGUAGAGCAACUGAAAAUGGAAGCCAAUAUAGACAGAAUAAAGGUAUCCAAAGCAGCUGCAGAUCUGAUGGCGUACUGCGAAGCCCACGCCAAGGAGGACCCGCUAUUGACCCCAGUGCCCGCUUCGGAAAACCCCUUCAGAGAGAAAAAGUUUUUCUGUGCCAUCCUGUAGUAAGACCCGGACCGGGCUGCGGUCAGGCUACCUGAACACCGGGUUAGAAUUUGUAACAUCAAGGACUAUUUUUAUGGUCUGCAGAAUCCUCAGUAAUAAUAGUAAUCUAGAAGAAGUCUGGAAAACGGCGGGGCAAGUCUAUGGAAACAUCUGGGGACCUGCACCAAGACUUUCUGUCCUUUCCAGCUUGUAGAAAAUAUGUAAAAAAAAAAAAAAAAAAAAAGGGGGGGGAAAAAAAAGCUUUGUGUCACCUCUCAGUUAACAUCCUGCUUGUAUAUUAUUAUUAUUUUUUUAAUAUUUUUCAAUUUUUUUUCAAGAUUUUUUUUGUUUUUGUUUAGUUUUUUAUGUUGGGGAAAAAUAUUCGCUCUGCAGAUGUUAAAGGAUGUACAGUGUGAUUUAUAAUUCAAAUUUUUUUUUCUGAUGUUUUAAUUUAAAUUGCCGUAAAUUGUAUUGUAUUUUUAUUUUAUUUUUAAAGCUGCAGGAAAGCAAA
Molecule: messenger RNA, 850 nt
Organism: Bufo gargarizans (Asiatic toad)
Lineage: Eukaryota; Metazoa; Chordata; Amphibia; Anura; Bufonidae
Gene: GNG2
Product: G protein subunit gamma 2
Exons: 4
Coding region: 145-360 (71 amino acids)
Biological process (GO): G protein-coupled receptor signaling pathway
Cellular component (GO): heterotrimeric G-protein complex
Molecular function (GO): G-protein beta-subunit binding
Source: RefSeq, a predicted model, not a curated record